Molecule: messenger RNA, 1540 nt
Organism: Lineus longissimus
Lineage: Eukaryota; Metazoa; Nemertea; Pilidiophora; Heteronemertea; Lineidae
Product: actin-related protein 6-like
Exons: 11
Coding region: 112-1302 (396 amino acids)
Cellular component (GO): Swr1 complex
Molecular function (GO): nucleosome binding
Source: RefSeq, a predicted model, not a curated record
UUUGGGUGUUCCAAAGGUGUGAUGAUAGAAUUUAAACAUUGGUUUACCGCAUUUUGAAGUUCUUAGAGUUGUGUCAACGACCAAAGCACUGUGGGUCCCCACGCGGUGGAAAUGGGAACGUUCGUUUUGGACAACGGCGCUGGCCUGGCAAAAGCCGGCUAUUCCACAGAUUCUGAGCCGAAGCAGAUGGUGAACUGUGUGACCAAGGCUAAGCACAUCAGGAGUCGAGUGUUUGUCGGUGAUCAAAUAGACGACUGCAAAGAUCUCUCCGGAAUAUUUUACCUUCUGCCAUUCCAAAAGGGAUACCUGACGAAUUGGGAAAUCCAGCAACAAGUAUGGAACCACAUUUUUGGAACAGACAGAUACAAAGUUCGCUUCGAUGACACAACCAUAAUUGUGACGGAACCCUACUUCAACUUCCUGUCAAUUCAGGAAACUAUGAAUGAAGUUUUGUUUGAAGAAUAUCAGUUCAAGGCUGCCCACAGAACAAAUGCUGCUUGUCUGAGUUGGUACAAAAGCAAGAAAGAAGAGCGUGCCCAGAAUCUGUGUGCCCUGAUUGUUGACAGUGGUUAUUCCUUCACUCACAUCGUACCGUUUUACAAUGGGAAGAAAAUCAAAGGCUCAAUGAGAAGAAUCAAUGUUGGUGGUAAGAUGCUGACCAACCACUUGAAGGAGAUCAUCUCAUAUCGCCAGCUGAUGGUCAUGGACGAGUCACAUGUCAUGAAUCAGUGUAAAGAGGACGUCUGCUUCGUCUCGACAGACUUCAAACAGGACAUGGCCAUUGCUGCUUCUAAAGGUCGACAGAACUCAAUAGCACGAGAUUAUGUUCUCCCAGACUACACCCACAUCAAACGAGGCUUUGUCAGGUCGAUCGAUGAAUCAUCAGGAAAGGCAAAGGGCUCGGAACAGAUAAUUCGAAUGAACAAUGAACGAUUCCAGGUGGCUGAAAUCCUCUUCCAUCCAUCAGAUGUUGGUGUUUCAGAAAUGGGUGUCUCUGAGGCAAUAGUCCAUUCCAUCAACUCCACGCCUUCUGAUAUGCAUCCCCAUCUUUAUAAGAACAUAGUGCUUACUGGAGGAUGCUGUAACCUGCCUGGAUUCAGAGAGCGUGUGUAUAAUGAUUUGAGGUCAAUGGCCUGUGAUGACUUUGAUGUUAACGUUCGCCUGUCAGAAAAACCUGGUACAUACGCGUGGGAAGGUGGUGGCGUUCUCUCCAAGACUCAGGACUUCUCAAAGAAGAUUGUGACCAGGCAACAGUACGAGGAGUAUGGACAGAAUAUCUGCCUGGAAAAGUUUGAUGUGUGAAAUUUCGACAUGAUGUGCAUGCCAGAAAGCAUUUAAACGAAGAAAAAAGCUCCAUAACUUACUAUAUUGAUAAUAGCAGAAUAAUAGUCAUACAGCAAGUCAUCUAAACUCUGUUAUUUCGUUGCCUCAUCAGGUGAAUUUGUAAAUAGAUAGAUAUUAUAUAAUUUUGUAAUAAAAUACGACAUGUUUUCGUCCAAUUGUUUAAGGACUUCUCAAGGAAAAUUGUGAAAUCUCAAGA